Sarcophilus harrisii (Tasmanian devil) is the source of this 789-nucleotide messenger RNA. Its product is annotated as chymotrypsinogen A-like. Gene Ontology annotation, biological process: proteolysis. Gene Ontology annotation, molecular function: serine-type endopeptidase activity. The record is from RefSeq and is a predicted model, not a curated record. The transcript has 7 exons. Bases 1 to 789 code for a protein of 262 amino acids. Lineage: Eukaryota; Metazoa; Chordata; Mammalia; Dasyuromorphia; Dasyuridae.
AUGGCAUUGCUUCAGCUCCUGUCCUGCCUGGCCUUCGUGGCUGCCGUCUCAGGCUGUGGUGUUCCUGCCAUUAACACUGACUUGAAUAGUAUGUUCAUGAUUGUCAAUGGUCAAAAUGCUGUUCCUGGUUCUUGGCCCUGGCAAGUGUCUCUGCAGAGAAAUGGUGCCCACUUAUGCGGGGGCUCCCUCAUCAGUAACAAGUGGGUGGUCACAGCUGCUCAUUGCGAUGUCAUGACAACAGACAAGGUGGUUGCUGGAAUGCAUGACCUGAAGUCUUAUAGAGAAAAGGUCCAAGUUCUGAGGAUUGCCAAGGUCUUCAGGAACAAAAAUUAUGACCCGGACACUUUUAACAAUGACAUUACCCUGUUGAAACUGGCCACACCUGCCCACUUCCAGAAAAAUGUGUCCCCUGUCUGCCUGCCCAGUGCCAGCGAUGACUUCCCCGAUGGCACUACCUGUGUUACAACUGGCUGGGGCAGGACCAAGUACAAUGCCCGGAGAUUCCCAAAUAUCCUCCAACAGGCAGCUCUGCCCCUGCUGUCCAAUACUAAAUGCAAGAGAUACUGGGGGAAAAAAUUCAAGGACACCAUGAUCUGUGCUGGAGCCAAUGGCGUUUCUUCCUGCAUGGGUGACUCUGGUGGACCCCUGGUCUGCAAGAAAAAUGAUGCCUGGACCCUGGUUGGUAUUGUCUCCAGGGGAGACAACUUCUGUUCUGCUACCUCCCCUGCUGUGUUUGCCCGAGUCACCAAGCUCAUCCCCUUUAUCAAGGAAACCCUGGCCAACAACUGA